CUUUCAGUCGUCUGGCUGUAGACGACUUACCUGGAAGUCGUCUGGUCAACGCAGAGGUUAUUUUUGCAAUUGACUUUGAAAUCUGUAACCUGAGACGACUGAAAGUUAAGUCGUCUACUAUUGUUUGGUUUCAAAAAAAAUUCCAAAGAACCUAGACGACUUACAUUUCAGUCGUCAUAGGUUAGCACUACAAGAAAAUAGCUCUAUUGCAAUAGAAAAAUUGCGACGUCCAUUUUCGUUGAUAAUUUGUUAUGAUUAUUGCAAUAUUUUUGCAAUAAUAAAUAUUUGUUGCAGUUUCAUUACAAAUUUAUUGCAAAAUAACAACUAUAACAGACAUUGCAUAUUUUUGUUACUAAAUUGCAACCUUUUGCAACAUAAACAAAUAUCUUGCAAAUUUUGCAAGAAACAUUCAACGUUUUGAAUCAUUGCUAAUUUGCAAAAUGAAAAUAUAUGAAAAAUACGUGACAAAAUAUGUGACAGUGAUCAUAUUUUUUAUUAUAUGUUUUUAUAGAGAAGAUUAAUAGUUUUCGUAUAUUAAAUAUAAAACUAUAUAAUAUAUAUUUAUAUUGUAUAUUUAAACAUGUAGACUAUAUUUUUUAAGUUUCAAAUGCUUGAGAUUUUGCUAAUAUUUUAUUUUACGAUUUUUUUUUUGUUUUCAUCUAAUAUGGUAUAAUUUACUUAUUCCUAUUCAAAAUAAAAAAAAUUAGAUAAAAAAAUUAUUUACAUAUUUUUUGGAAGAUAGUUAUAAAUUAAAUAUACUAUAUACAUAACAUCUUUAUCUCUUUUUUUUUCUUUUAACUCAAGUUAAGAUACGUCCAAGAUCGUCAGCGAAAAAAAAAAGAAUAAGAAAACAAAUAAACUAGACACGUACCUUCUUCCAAAUCUUUAAGCAAAAAAACUUCUUAUCUCCGUCUCCACUUUUUGUCUCAAACCAGAAAACUUAACGAACCCUUUUUCAUGAAACAAAGCAUAUCACAGCAGCACAACAGAGACGUUAGACUUCCUGUCUUAAUCUCUCUCUAAAUCUUCUGUUUAACUCCCAUACAAUUUGUUGCUCUUUCUUCCUUGAUUGAACGGCUCUGAACACUGACUUACGUCUACUUGUCAUACGAUUCUGCUCACACUCGGUAUGAUGAAUCUGAUAUAUGUGUUUCUUAAUUUAUGCUAUUCAACUAGAGUCUCAGAAGUCUAAAUCUAGACAACUUUGAAAGGCUCGAAAAACUUACGUCUACUUGUUGACUACGUGAUAUAGGUGCCAUUCGGGAGUCUGCUGAUACCUAAUAAAUUAUUAAAAAGCAAAAUUGAGGUAAUUAUUUGUUUGACAUUCCUGGUAUAUGUACUUAUGCAUUGAGUUAAUGAUUUAUUCAAGUUCUAGAUUGUUUGGUUGCAGAUUUUUUGAAUUUCUAAAUGUCUUCGAGUAAUGCUAAUCAUGCUAUGAGGCAAUGGAUGUAUGCAAGAAUUGAUCCCAAUACCAAUCAGGUCUCUAAUGCAUUUACAGAAGGAUUGAAAUAUUUCAUGGUUGUUGCCAAAAACCAUGUUUUAUUUACUCAAAAGCAGAAAAUAUUUUGCCCGUGUAUUAAGUGUGAGAAUAGAAAAUUUCUUGAUGAGGAAACAGUCACUGGCCAUUUAUAUAACAGAGGAUUUAUGGCCAAUUAUCUUGUUUGGGUUGCACAUGGAGAAGUGUAUGAGGUUGACAAUAACUCACGACAUGCUCAGGAAAAUACAAACACGCCCAUAGAUGUUUCCAUGCAAGCUCCAAACUCUUAUGUUGAGAUGAUAAGUGAUGCCUUUAAUGAGCAUACAUCCUCUCAUGAAAGCAUUGAAGAAGAUCCCAACGAAGAAGCCAAAAGAUUUUUCAGUCUGUUAAAUGCAAGCCAAAAUCCAAUAUAUGAUGGAUGUCGAGAAGGACACUCACAAUUGUCAUUGGCGGCUCGAUGUAUGACACUGAAAACAGACUAUAACUUGUCUGAGAAGUGCAUGGAUUAUAUUGCUGAAAUGUUGAAAGACUACAUGCCUGCAGAUAACAAUGCCACUGCUUCAUACUAUGACACAAAGAAACUGAUGCGGUCUUUGGGGCUGCCUUACAAAAAGAUAGAUGUGUGUCAGAAUAAUUGUAUGAUCUUCUGGAAAACCGACGCAGACCUAGAAAGCUGUAAAUUCUGUGGAGCUGCGAGAUUCAAAAGUACAAAAAAACCUGGAAGAAAACAAGUUCCUUUUCGACAAAUGUUUUAUCUGCCAGUAGCUGAUAGACUGAAAAGAUUAUAUCAGUCAAAGAAGACAGCUUCACAUAUGAGGUGGCACAAAGAACAUUAUUCAACUCAGGACAGUAAUGUAAUGAGUCAUCCAUCAGAUGGUGAAGCAUGGAAACACUUUAACCAGGUAUAUCCUGAUUUUGCCAAUGAAUCUAGAAAUGUCUAUCUUGGUUUGUGCACAGAUGGAUUUAAUCCUUUUGGUAUGUCUGGUCAAAAUUAUUCGUUGUGGCCGGUGAUUCUUACUCCAUAUAAUCUACCACCUGACAUGUGUAUGAAACGUGAGUUUAUGUUUCUCACAAUAUUAAUCCCUGGUCCAAACCAUCCAAAAAGGAGUUUAGAUGUGUUUUUACAGCCUCUCAUAGAGGAGCUUAAUGGUUUAUGGACUGAUGGAGUUGAGUCAUAUGAUGUAUCACUAAAGCAGAACUUUACAUUACGAGCUAUGCUUUUAUGGACGAUCAGUGAUUUUCCCGCUUAUGCUAUGUUAUCUGGAUGGACAACUCAUGGUCGUUUAGCAUGUCCUUAUUGUAUGGGUGAUACUGAAGCUUUUUGGCUGAAGCAUGGAAGGAAAACAUGUUGGUUUGAUUGUCACCGUCGUUUUCUUCCAAAAGAUCAUCCUCUACGCCGUUACAAGAAAAACUUCAAAAAAAAUAAAGUAGUUGAUUCUGAUCCACCAACGAUAUAUUCAGGCGAAGAUUUAUGGAGUGAUCAUGUGAUGGGUUUACCAAAGACUGUUAACUGUGGAGGAGAAGGACAUCCAAAAAUAUCGGGAUACGGUGAGAAACAUAAUUGGCAUAAGCAGAGUAUAUUUUGGGAGUUACCUUAUUGGAAACAUCUUCUUCUUCGUCAUAAUCUUGAUGUGAUGCAUAUAGAGAAGAAUUUUUUUGAUAAUAUCAUCAAUACAUUGCUGAAUGUUCAAGGGAAAACAAAAGACAAUGUUAAAUCCCGUCUUGAUUUGGCUGAUAUUUGCAAUCGGAAAGACCUGCAUAUGACUAGUGACGGAAAAGCUCCAGUUCCAUUAUUUAGAUUAUCUCCUCAAUCCAAGACAUGUCUAUUUAAUUGGUUGAAAAAGGAAGUUAAAUUUUCUGAUGGUUAUUCAUCAAAUCUAUCUUCUUCGGUUGAUUUUAAUGGAGGAAAGCUUUCUGGUAUGAAGAGUCAUGAUUGUCAUGUUUUUAUGCAAAGAUUACUUCCAAUAGCUUUUGCGGAGUUAUUACCUAGCAACAUCCAUCAAGCAUUAUCGGGUAUUUAUUCUAUAUACAUAUAAUUCUUCUUACAUAAGUGAUGAAUACAAAUAUUGAUAAUUAUUUUCUUACAGGUAUAAGUUUAUUCUUUCGUGAUCUAUGUGCACGGACCUUGGACAAAGAUUCUGUGGAGAUAUUAACUAGCAAUAUCGCUAUUAUCUUGUGUAACUUGGAAAAAAUAUUUCCACCAUCUUUUUUUGAUGUGAUGGAGCAUUUGAGCGUUCAUCUCCCUUACGAGGCAAAACUAGGUGGUCCAGUCCAAUUUCGAUGGAUGUAUGCGUUUGAACGAUAUAUGUAUCAUUUGAAGAAGAAGGCAAAAAAUAAUUUCAGAAGUUUGACUUCCCCAGACGACUUACAUUUCAGUCGUCUGGCGAAAAUUAAAAUAAUAAUAUUUUUUUUAAAGUAAACGACUUACAAUUAAGUAGUCAUAGGUUAGUUUUGCAAUUGAA
Messenger RNA from Brassica rapa (field mustard), 3939 nucleotides. RefSeq lists its product as uncharacterized. NCBI's taxonomy places the organism in Eukaryota, Viridiplantae, Streptophyta, Magnoliopsida, Brassicales, Brassicaceae. The record is from RefSeq and is a predicted model, not a curated record.